Molecule: messenger RNA, 1177 nt
Organism: Funneliformis mosseae
Lineage: Eukaryota; Fungi; Glomeromycota; Glomeromycetes; Glomerales; Glomeraceae
Source: the annotation of a GenBank genome assembly
AUGUCUUUGGAUUCUUUGGAUUUUUUCCCGCGAUUAUCAGAUAACUUGUGUAGUCUACUUGAAUAUGCAGAAGAUUAUGAUGUCAUUAUUAGAGUAGGCAUUGAAAAUAAUAGAUUGGAAAAAUUAGGUGGAGGAGAUAUCUUGGAGUUAUUGGUGGCAGCAGAUGAAUUGAUACUUGAAGAAUUAAUAUAUCCGCUUCAAGAAUUUUUAUUAAAACAUAAACAAAAAUGGAUUCAGGAUAACAUACUUUAUGUAUUAAAUACAGUGAUAGAACGUAACGCUUGUAGUAAAUUACGAUCACAUUGUUUAUCAAUAGUAUGUCCUGAACCACAAAGAUAUUUUGAUUCGAAAGAAUUUAUGGAUUUAGAUGAAACAACUUUAGUAUCGUUAUUAUCAAGAGAUGAUUUAUGCAUGGAAGAAGGAAAAAUUUGGGAUUAUUUAAUUAGUUGGGGUUUAACAAACACUUUUAAUAUAAAAAGUAAUCAUAUUUUUAAAUGGUCUACAAAGGAAUUUUGUGCUCUUGAAAAAACAUUACAACGGUGUAUUCCAUUAAUUAGAUUUUGGCAAUUACCUUUGGAGGAUUUCAAUAACAAAGUUAGACCUUUUGCUGAAAUAUUACCUAGAAAUCUUAAACUUAGAUUAUUGCUGAGUCCUGGAACUUCUCCCUCUGAAAUGUCACCAAUCUUAUCCUCCAAUAUUUUUUACUUGUCUAAUUAUAUUAGUAGUCUUAGUAAUCAUUUCAUCACAAAUCAAACUAAUGGUCAAACUUUAUCACCGCCUAUAAGUCCUUCUGUUAUACCGCUUUCAUUACCGGAGAGAACAAUUGAUUCUACUAUUAUCACGCAUCAGCAAGCUGCUCUUAUUGCUUGUUGGAUAGAUAGAAAGAGCGUUUCUGAAUCCACACCGCAAAUCGAUUUAUUUCCCAUUCCAUACAUUUUCAGAGAUGUCGAGUGGCGCGGUACACGUGAUUCCUUCAUUUUUUCUUUAACGAAUCCUUAUUGUGAUGCUCAUCGUUCCAACAAUAACGUCAUAUCCAAGUCUAAGAUAUCGAGAAUCAAAAAAGAUGGCAUUAAUGAGGCCAUACAAUUGCAUGAUAGACUUGGCCCUUCAUUUGGUUUUUAUGAGUUAAAAAUUAUUGAUAAUGCUCAUCAAGGAACCAGUAGCUAUGCUUCUGGCG